Messenger RNA from Alligator mississippiensis (American alligator), 5604 nucleotides. It is a transcript of the gene STK17A, whose product is annotated as serine/threonine kinase 17a. The transcript has 7 exons. The record is from RefSeq and is a predicted model, not a curated record. Gene Ontology annotation, cellular component: nucleus. NCBI's taxonomy places the organism in Eukaryota, Metazoa, Chordata, Crocodylia, Alligatoridae. Gene Ontology annotation, molecular function: ATP binding; protein serine/threonine kinase activity. Gene Ontology annotation, biological process: positive regulation of apoptotic process; protein phosphorylation; intracellular signal transduction. Bases 87 to 1277 code for a protein of 396 amino acids.
GCUGCGGCUCAUGCUGCAGCUUCCUUCCCCUCACACAGCGGCGGCUGUAGGAGUCGCGGCCGCCGCUCGGGUUCGGAGGUAGCGACAUGAGCCCCGAGAAGCCGUCCGCGCCGCAGGCGCCCGCCCAGGUUGCGGCGCGGGGAGGCUUCCUGCGCGAGAUCCGCACGCCCAUCCGCACCGAGCCCUUCCGCCAGCGCUACAGCCUCAGCCCGGGCCGCGAGCUGGGCAGGGGGAAGUUUGCAGUGGUGAAGAAAUGUGUCCAGAAAGAUACAGAAAAAGAGUUUGCAGCAAAAUUUAUGAGAAAAAGAAGAAAAGGCAAAGAUUGUCGGAUGGAAAUAAUACAUGAAAUUGCAGUGCUUGAGUUAGCACAGUGCAACCUCUGGGUCAUUAAUUUACAUGAAGUUUAUGAGACAGCAACUGAGAUGAUCUUAGUUUUGGAAUAUGCUGCUGGUGGUGAAAUCUUUGACCAGUGUGUAGCUGAAAGAGAAGAAGCUUUCAAAGAAAAAGAUGUGAAGCGGCUCAUGAGGCAGAUUUUAGAAGGAGUUUCAUUUUUACACAGAAAUAAUGUGGUUCAUCUUGACCUCAAGCCCCAAAAUAUUCUGCUAACUAGUAAAUCUCCUUUGGGCGACAUUAAGAUCGUUGAUUUUGGCCUUUCCAGAAUAAUGAAGAGUAGUGAAGAACUAAGAGAAAUUAUGGGAACUCCUGAGUAUGUGGCUCCUGAAAUCCUAAGUUAUGACCCAAUUAGCACAGCAACAGACAUGUGGAGCAUUGGAGUACUGGCAUAUGUUAUGUUAACAGGAAUAUCGCCUUUCUUAGGGGAUGAUAAACAAGAAACAUUCUUAAAUAUAUCUCAGAUGAACGUAAAUUACUCUGAAGAAGAUUUUGAACUCAUCUCAGAGUCUGCUGUGGAUUUCAUCAAAACCCUUCUAGUUAAGAAACCCGAGGAACGGGCAACUGCUGAAGAAUGUCUUCAACACCCUUGGCUAGCACAAAGUGAUAUCCCAGAUCCUGCAUGUAGCAAUAAGAGUAUACCAGCUGAGGCAAACACUGCCACCCAGAAAGAUGAGGAUUCUGCAUCUGAAAAGUCUAUAGAUGCCGAGAAAACUGAAGAGGAGGAAUCGGUAGUGACAGAGGAGCUUAUUGUAGUUGCUUCAUAUACACUGGGACAGUGUAGGCAGUCAGAGCAAGAAAAAAUAACUGAUCAGAAAGCCAUUUCGAAACGGUUUAAGUUUGAAGAGCCACUGCUGCAAGAAAUACCAGGAGAAUUCAUUUACUGAACUGUAUGGAACACAGUAGCUAUAACUGGAAGGUAACAGUUUCUACAAGAAAAAGGUUUCUGGCCAAAUGAAUUGCACAAAUAUGCAACAAACCCUCUAGGUGAAGAGGAAAAUGUUGAUAAAAGACAACAGAGAAGAGUGCCACACUUCUUUUUUUUCUUUUUUUUUUUAAUUUCAUGCAAUAAUUAAACAGUUUGUUUUAGAGGGUUGACAGGAGUUCACCAGCAAUAAUGGCUUCCUUUUUUUUUUUUGUACUUGACACUUUAUUCUUUCUUAAGAGUGUCUUCAAAUACUACAGAAUGCUUCUUAUUCCUUUGUUCUGCAAAAGCUGAGGAGUAUUUUUAAUGACAACAGGAAUUUCUUGAUUUAAUUUAGUUAUUUGAUGUAAAUAUACGAAGUGAGAUUCUUCUUUGACACCCUUUAAAUAGUUCCACUGACCCUGGUGAAACUUUCUUCUGUGUAACAGUGUCAGAAAAGAAUCAGUCCAGCUGACUUGACACCCAGAUUUCAAAGCCUAACUGAGCUUUCCUUUGAGCUCGAACCACGUAAAGAAUCGCAAGAUCAUCUGACAUGAACCCCAGUCUAGAUUUUGGUUUAGAUUUUGGUAAAGCCCUUGAGAGCACCUAUGCCCCAUGGAGAACAUAAAUAAGGUCAGUUCCAAAACAGCAAGGUGCAAUGCUGAAGGGUAAGAGAUGGUUGCUAAUUAGCUACCCCUGAGGGAGCUGUUUUCCACAGAUGUUAGUCUUUUUUUUCUUUUACCUUGGUAGAUGCCCUGGUAGAAUCAAACUCUGUAUAUUUAUGUCAAAUGUAAUGAUUGGGGAGAAAUGACCCAUAGCCUCAUUCAGCUUCACUUAAGUUAGUAGAGUUUUUCCACUGACUUCAAGAUCAGAUUAUUGGUUCUCAGUUUAAAUUUAACAACCUGGAACUAGGGAUAAGGUUAUAAUGGGAGAGUGAGGUCAUUGUUGUCCUCCCAAUUAUCCAGCUGCUUUUGGCAGGGGAGAGAUGGAUCCCUAGAUUCAGUUGCAUGGCCUAGUUCAGCCUACACGGCAGCUGAGGAAGAAUGUUCCUUUUCCAAGGGAUAAAUGAGGGAUUGCUCUUACCCAGUUCUUCUCUCAGGCUGGCAAGUGUAUAUGAUUGCGACCUUGAGAAGGUAUAAGAGGAUUAUGCUGGUUAGUGAGGAUGCCCUCCUGUUAGGGUGCUUUAUUGGGACCAGCUAGAUGGCAAAAUUUGUGAGAGAUUUUGUGCGAAGAACUCGCAUUGGGCUCCCUACAUUUCCAACAUGUUUCAAUCCCAGUGCAGUUCCAAAAUUCCAUGUCUGUGUAACUGAAGUUUAAUAUUAUCUUGUGAACUGUUAAUGUUCAGGUAUUUGUUCACUUUCCCUGUGCUGUUCAGAAGUCCUCCAUGAUGAUAAAUCAUAUCUAAAGCUUUUUUGUCAUGAUACAAUUAAUAGAAACUCUACCUAGUUAGGUUUUUUUCUUCUUCCAUAUAACCACAACCUCUCAUCUGACAACACAACCCAGAAUGUGUUUGCCAUUUAAUUUUUUGGUACUAGCAGGCAGAAGUUCCUGAUACUGAAGUCGAAUCUUGACAUCUGUGUAUCUUAACAGAAGAGGUAAAUUGUAGUUCACUACUAAAAAAAAAAAAAGGUAGAUACGAUUUAAGGAUAUUGGUAUAAUAGGAUUGGUAAUAUGAUUGUAAUGGGAAGAGAAGUAAUAUUACCUGAUUAAAUGGAAUGAAGAGUAUUGUGUCCCAAGAGGAGAGGCUGUAUUUUGUUUUUCUUUAAUGCCCGAGUGCUAGGAUCUGGCUGCUUUGGUUAAAGACACACUAGGAAGUUUACACUUAAAUUUAACCAUGUUAUAUUCUUCACACUUUACUUUCAUCUUUGUUGCAUUACAUGAUCUUUUGAUUAGAGCAACAUCUCAUUCCAGCAGAACCUUGUACAUAAUAAAGGUAUGACAGUCGUUUACUCAAAAGUGAUCCAAAUUGAAUAAUUCAUAUUAUAACCCAAAGCUGAUUUUAAUUUUUUCUGAAACAUUUAAAAGUUGUAUGUUUAGGCCGUGCUUAAGUUUACUCCUUCUGCAGACUAUAUCCUCUCAAACCUGUGUUAAGCAGUUUCCAUGUAAGACUUUGGAUAGCCAUGAUAAACUAUUAAUAACCAAGAUUGUAACAAAGGAAGGUUAGUUGUGUUUCAGUCUGCAUACUAGCUUUGUUUUCAUGGACUGUGGAAAUAACCAGCAGGAGUCUUUGGGUCUCCCACAGUCCUGAUCCCUACCCAGUGUUAUCAAUUCAGUAAUAUUAGUCCCCUCGCUAUUUCGUCCUUUUUGCAGUUUGGUCACUUAACCAGAGCAGCUUCUUUGGUCAUGAUGUAUCAAAUCUCUGUUAACGUCAGGCAUAAUUGAAAUAGGUAUGCCUGGAUUUUGGGGAGAUUUUUUUAAAAUUAUUUUUUGGGUAAUACAACUAUACUUCCUUGCCAAACAACAAAAAGCAAUAAAAGUGAGAGAUUGGAACUUUGUUUAUACUCUAAAUCUACAAAUGGAAAAUACUGAAAAGAAAACAUUUGAUGCUUGCCAUGUUCGCAUAUCCAAAUGCCUGCUAAUAUUUGGAAUGAUCAAUUCUGUUAUUCCUUUACUCGUUUGCAAGUCCCAUAGGAGACUCGGUUAUGGUGUUUAAGCCAUGACCAACUUGUUAAUAGUGGAUUUUGAGUAGAACAGGUCAAAAAUAGAUGCUGAACAGCAUACAAUUUGUGCUAUACUUUUUAGUUUGUAUUGUAUGAUAGUGAAACUUUAAAGUGUUUAAACUAAACAAAUUAUAAUGUAUUUGUUACAAGGCCAGCUUCCUUUGAAUUGGCUGCUUUGAGACUUCCAAUGUGCUGCAUUUUUGUUAACUUUUUGUGCCUUACGGUGUUUGUACAGUAUUUUUAAAAUCAUUUAAGAAUUUGUAUAAAGUUUAUAUAAAAGUUUAAUAGUUUGUAAGUUAUACACAAAGCAUGUUAAGUUGGUCUAUAAUGGAAAAAUAAAGUUUCUAUUAAUGUAUUAUUGCCCGGCUGUCAGCCAAGUCCCCACACAUCUGAAGCUUUGAUAGUUAUUUCCAUUCCACUAUAAAUGUGUACAGCUGUAACUGAGGAAUUGCUUUUCUAAGCAGUAAAAAGGUUCUAUUGAGUUUAUUUGUUACUAAUAGUAUACAUCUCAGACUUGCUCUGCCAAAGGGCAAAUUUGAUAGGCUAAGUUUUGAGGAGCUCAGUGAUUUGUGAGAAGUGGAUUUGAUCCUCCAUAUUCAGUGAAGUAGUACUAUUCAAUAUGUAAAAGAUUGCAUUUAAAUGGGAACGUGCUUAUACUCUAAAGUGCAGACAAUAAGGGAUUAAUUUCUCCAGCCCAUUCCUGGGAACUGAAAUUGCAUUCUCCACAUCAUCUUACAGACCUGAAAUCAACUGUGCUAAGGACUUCAGUAGCUUCCUUGGACCUCAGUUCACGUGUGCCGUGGUGAUGCCUUGUUACAUUUUGUAGCGUAGCAACUAUUUGGCUGACUGGAUGGAUCUGUCAAAAGAUGGAAGGGGGAAAAAAGACCCUACCCGAGUUAUACAACGUGUUAGACUAUAGUUAACCAUAUUUAGGUGUUUGGUGUAAGCAGUCUUGUUGCUGCUCUGUGCCACUAUAGAAUAAAUACUGUAGAGACUAUACAGCAAACAAUGAAAGGCAGUGGUGUCAUGAACAGACUGGAUUUUGACUGGAAUAAAAUGCUAAUACAAGUGUUAGCUGGUUGAGAACAGACUUCAGGGACCCUGCCAUGCCUCUACUUAUAGCUGUCAAACACAGAAAAUUGCCAGUAAUCUUUUUUCCUUUAUGGCAGGAUUAUUUUCAGUAUAGAUCUGAUUUGGCCAGAUGUCUCAAAUUGCCAUCUAUCUAAGGAUCUCGACACACAAUUAAUUUUGGCUUUUGGAGUUUGUGAGGGGAGUCCUGUGACCAUUUUUAUAAAUGGGAGAAACUGAGGCAUGGUUAAGUGAAUUGCUUCUCAUGAAAACACAGGCCCAGAUGGGAUACAGCCCAGACGGCCUUACGCUCUUGAUCCUGUGCCUUAGGUUUUUUUUUUCCACACUGACUGCUAAAGAGGCUCCUAUUGCUGUCCUUGGAAGAUGCUUUUAAAGGGAUGAUGUCAACUUAAAUUGCACUUCUGUCUCAUAACCGUCUCAAAGAACAUACUAUUGUAAUUGAAACUUGUUUGUUUACUUUGUAUAUUGACAGGCCUUCCUGUAUAGUUUGCUGUAUUUGUGUCUUUCACAUGUCAACAGAGCAAGUCAUUUUAAAUAAAAUGUACAAAAAAUGGAAACUGG